CGGAACUGGCAGGGCCUCAGGUGCCUCCUACAGAGGUUUUAGACCCCGGAGCGGUGAGCUUUCCUGACGUUGUAGCUCCUGACAGGGACAAGGAGCCACCGUAAGCUUCCUGUUAGGACACCAGAGCUAAGGGAGGCGCUUACAAAGAGGGUCGGAGUCACCAAAACAGAAAUCUCCCGGUUUUAGCCCGGGGUGGUGGCGCCCGGCUGUCAUUCUAGCACUUGAGCUGCUGAGUUCAAGUCCAGCUUGAGCUAGUAGUCAACUGUCAGUACAAAGCCAAGCUUGAUAAUAAGACCCAGUCAUAUUUCGAAGAUAAAUAAGUACAUUUAUUUAACUCAGACUCAGUUAAAGUAGUUCAAUGCCUGAAAAGCCACUCUACAGAUCCUGCCAAAGAGGUCUGGAUUUUGUAUAGAACUGUGUGCAACAGCGCCUGCUCUAGUGAGGUGUUGCAUUUUCCUCAUUAGACCAAAACCACGGAUGGAAAGGUGCCCCCCUGCUGGUACUGGUCCGGUCCACGUGCCACUGGGGCAUAUUGUGGCUAAUGAAAAAUGGCGCGGAUCCCAACUGGCUCAGGAGUUGCAAGGAAAAGUUAGACUCAUUUUUGAGGACGGUCUGGCAUCAACAGAUUUUUACCUGUCUAGCAAAUCCUGCAUCCUCUAUAUCACUGAAGCAGAUCUGGUGGCUGGACAUGGCUACAAAAAAAGACUUGCUCGCUUUAGAAAUGUAAGUACCGAAUCAGAGGCGCUAAAAUCUAGCAUCUUCUUGUCUCCCCAUCGCCCCUCUCAUCAACUGUCCCAAGCGCUGAGUGAUAGCUCUCUGAACCUCAAAAAAAGGAGCUAUGUUACCGGAUCUUACUCUUUUCUUUUGAAGUCUGCACAUCUUCAAGGGAUCGUAAUAGUCGAGAAAACCCAGAUGAGUGAACAGUACUUCCCGGCAGCCCAGAAGUUUACUGUGCUAGACCUCGGGAUGGUGCUGCUUCCGGUAGCCAGCCAGUCAGAAGCAUCCUGCCUCAUCUUCCAGUUGGUUCAAGAGCAAACCAGAGAGCCCAGCAAGAACCCUUUCCUCAGGAAAAAGCGCUCCAUGCUCUCUGAGUCCUCCCUUGUUCAAACUGUGCAGCAGAUCCCGGGGGUUGGUAAGGUUAAGGCCCCCCUUCUGCUCCAGAAGUUUCCAAGCAUCCAGCAACUAAGUAAUGCUUCCACCCAAGAACUGGAGGAAGUCGUGGGACGCACAGUAGCACAGCAAAUCCACACCUUCUUCACCCAGCCUAAGCGACAGCAGUCCUGGCACUGACUUUGCUGUCAGACUACAAACUACAGCAUCUGGUUUUCAUAUUUAAAAAGGAAGAAAAGUUCUCUCAGUGGCAAGAGGCUAAAGACAAGGAGAGGACGAUGAGUCUCACAGAAUCACCCUGCCUCAUUGUCUGUCUGGGCAGCAACCGGGUGGGGCUUGGGGGCCUCGGGUGACACUGCCGACUUUGUGCUAAGAUGAAGAGGAUCCCAUAGGGAUCUUCCAGAGACUCAUUCUCAGCAGCAGCCAGCUUGAGCAGAUUUGUACAAAGCACUUUGCCCUGCCUCUGUCACUGAGAGGUCCUGGGACGGUCCAGCACUGAGUAGGGCGUGCCCCUGUUCCCAGUGUCAGGGCCACAGCUCAGGUCUUCUCUGCACAUGUCAGGUACCUGUGCUCUGGAGUUUCUGCCAGUGUCAACAAACGUCUUUCCUACUUCAUAACCCCUUCCUCCCUUCUCAACACAAGAAAACGAUUUUGUUGUUUUGGAGGAUGUAGAAGACAUAUUUAGGAUAAAAUAAAAGCAAAAAAAAAAAAAAAACUAACUCAAACAAUGAA
Messenger RNA from Rattus rattus (black rat), 1842 nucleotides. It is a transcript of the gene Faap24, whose product is annotated as FA core complex associated protein 24. The transcript is spliced from 3 exons. Gene Ontology annotation, molecular function: chromatin binding. Gene Ontology annotation, cellular component: Fanconi anaemia nuclear complex. Lineage: Eukaryota; Metazoa; Chordata; Mammalia; Rodentia; Muridae. The record is from RefSeq and is a predicted model, not a curated record. The coding region runs from base 478 to 1290 and encodes 270 amino acids. Gene Ontology annotation, biological process: interstrand cross-link repair.